UUAAUCUCUCUGCCUCCAUUUCUCUAUCUCUAAAAUGCAUGAUGGAGUUGUGAGAAUUGAUUUAGGAUUUAUAAAGCGCUACGUAAAAGGUAAGUGUUCUCGAUUCCUGACUCUAACUCAUAGAACCUCUGUCCUCCCUCUGUAGCACGAACAUCACUGCAUUGGCCAAUUAAUACCAGAACCCCGCAGGUUCACCUGCACAGGGUUGGUAGAUGACACUUUUCAUAUUCAUUUCAUGUUCAGCUGCGCUGGCAAGCAGGGGGUUAAUUUCCCAGUGCAAACUUCACCUCACAGAUACUGUUCCAGGCUGCUUGUGAAAUGCAGGUUUGCUUUCUGGAAUUGCUGCCCUGGUUUUUUUAUCAGCUCUAAGUCUGAGCUGUCCACCCCCAGAAUCAACUUCCUGAGCACAUGACCCAUUUUAAAGGCCAUCGUGCAGGUCUGCGGAGCUCCUUGCCAUAGCUUGGAGGUUUCAGUGGUGAGAUGGUUGACGAGCAAGUGCAGAAGUGUAUGGAAGAGCCAGGACUAGAGUGCACUGAGGCAAAUAUCGCCCAGCAUAAAGGAGCAUCAAAUGGUCCCGGCUAAAGUGGGUACGACUCCUUCGACUUCUGCACCGUGGCAUUGGCCAGUGACAUCCACGGUGGGCUCUGUGUCUGUGGAACAGUGCAGCUGUUGAAUCCCUGCCCUGCAGCAAUGCAAGUUGUCAUCCUGAUGAGAAGCUGGGACGGGACGUUCUGAACGUGAGGCUCCUUCACAACAGGGAGAGAAAGCGACCAUUGGAGCUGGAGGACAGAGGUGUUUCUGGGAGAAGACAGACCAAGAUGGACUAGGAAUAACUGCAAGGCUUCAGCAGAAGCUGAUGACAAGGAGUAAUGUGUGCUGUUGAGAGAGAUCCUCUGUCUCAUGUUGGACUGGGAUGUUCCCUAGUGCUGCAGCAGAUUAAUAACCCUUUAUACUGCAUAGUCUGUUUACAAGGCAGAAGCUUUUCCUGCCUUUGCCAUAGGCAGCAGUGAAGUAGCCAGGCAGGAAUGCCUCCAGGGCUACCCAAAUGUAAGGGUGGCUUUUGCUCUGUGGAUGAAGAGCUGCACUGACAGACAUGAACUCUUUUCAGCUGGGCCACCAAGCAGCCAAAGCAUGGAAUAUACCAUUCAGCUGCCACUACCCUGGGCUGGAUUUGGACUAGUUUCCUGGAGGCGAAAGGUCACUGCUGAUCUCCUGAGACAUCGAAGGUGACAUGGAUUGAGACUGACAUAUCCUCUGACUUCUAAGGUGGGCCUUCCAGAACAGAGCUGAGGACCAGCGGUGGGGUGACAUGGAGGAAGCGUGCCCUGCAGCUGCACAUGCUCUACUUGUUCUGUAGAUACAUAAAAGGGGUUCUGGGCUCCUGGUCUGUCACAUGGCACUGUUCACUCCUGUGUAGAGGGCCAGUAGCACUUAUAGGCCCCCACCAUGAUCAGGUUCUCACUGUGCAAGGUGCUGUAUGUACAUGAGACCAUUCCUAAGCCCUCAGUUGAUGGAACAGGAGUGGUGCAUAACCCUUGUGCUAGCCUGUUGUACAGGGGUGAAUUUUACCCUUAAAAGUUUGACCCGUAUAGCUAAGCCAGAUCUGUUUGGAAACACUCCAGAAGGAGGCCAUGAUAUGCUGAUGUAACCAUUCUAAAUGAAGGGGAAGGAGGAAAUGCAAACAAAUCCAUGUGAAUGCAAGUGUUUGUUUUAUGAACUAAAAGCUGGACUUGGGAAUGCGACCACAUACUGUGCAUUAUACAUGGAGCAACCAUGCAAUGCUCCAAGCCAAAUACACUAGCAGCUGGGGAUGAAAAAAAUAGAGCAAAUAUAGAAACCUUGCUCCUUUAACAAAGGAAAUGUGAAAGUGUCUUGUCCAAGGUGUUACAGGGAGCCUUUGGAAGAGCCAGGAAUAAAACUCAGGAGUCUUGAAGUCUCGCUGCCUCCCAGAAGGGAAUCUUGAGAGCUGGCAGCAGGAUGUGAAAGCAAAGAGCUAGUGGCAGGUUGUGGGGAAGGUCCAAGUCCAUUGAGGGCUGCGUGUAAGAAGCCAUUAAGACACAUACUAAGAGCAACAACUUUCAGAAGUCCACUAAAGGACCCAGACGUGACUGUGACUUUCUCGGGGAUACUCAGUGCUCACUGGGUUAAGAUUAUUCUGUGUAGAAGUGGGUCCAGAAUCAGAACCCUCCAGCCGAAGUUUGCUACUGUUUGGAAUCUGAGCCCAAUCCAUAUUUCGCAGAUAACCCUGUAACUUUCUAGAGUGGGCCAAAGCAGCAAGCCUCCAACUCUUCCAAAUGUGGUGGGUGUUUGGGUUCUGGAUUCACCUUUUGCAAACUUAUACCUGAAUGAUCUUUUCUUUGGAAGGAUGGCCCAGUGGUUAGGGGACUAGCCUGGGACUCAGAAGACCUGGAUUCAAGUCCCUGCUCCGCCACAGACUGAGACCUUUGGACAUGUCAGAGAGGCAGACAUGGAUCAAAUGGAAGGACUUUCUGCAGACAGCAGCAAGGGCUUUUUCUCAUCUGCAGAGGAGAAGUGUGGGAGAUAUAAAUCCAUUGUGGGAUUUUUAUGCAUUUUAUACAUUUUCCCUCUGGUGGCUUUGCUGGCUACUCUGGAAGAUCCAGUAGGAGCUGCAGCUCAGAAACCUCAGGAAGACGCUGUAUUGCCUGGCCUUCGGGGGGUGAUUGCCCCUGCCCUCCCACACCUACCCCAUACACGGAGAAAACGAUACACGCUCACACCAGGGCAGCUGAAAUGGGACCACUUCAACCUGACAUACAGAAUCGUGUCCUUCCCGAGAAACCUCAUUAAUGAGAGUGUCACCCGGAAGGGGUUGGCAGCUGCUUUCCGAAUGUGGAGCAACGUUUCACCAUUCAACUUCAAGGAGGUGCCACCCAACUCGGCUAGUGACCUGAAAAUAGGCUUCUACUCCAUAAACCAUACUGAUUGCCUCGAGUCACUCAUCCAUCAUUGUUUUGAUGGGACAACAGGGGAGCUUGCCCAUGCUUUCUUCCCAAAAAAUGGGGAAAUCCAUUUUGAUGACCAUGAAUAUUGGAUAUUGGGAAAUACGCGGUUCAGCUGGAAAAAGGGUGUUUGGCUUACAGACCUGGUACACGUAGCAGCUCAUGAAAUUGGACAUGCCCUGGGACUCAUGCACUCCCUGAACUCUAAUGCCUUGAUGCACAUCAAUGCCACUUUAACUGGGAAAAAGACCAUCUCCCAGGAUGACAUCUGGGGGAUUCACAGGCUCUAUGGCUGCACAGACAGACUAUUUGUAUGUCCAUUGUGGGCUCGGAAAGGUUUCUGUGAGACUCGUAGGAAGUGGAUGAAAAAGCACUGUCCGUCCAGCUGUGACUUCUGCUACGAAUUCCCUUUUCCAACUGUAGCGCCAACUCCUCCUCCACUCAGGAUGAAAACCAAGAUCGUUCCUGAAGGCAGAAAUGUCACCUUUCGCUGUGGACAGAAGAUUAUUCAUAAAAAAGGCAAAGUUUACUGGUAUAAAGAUAAAGAGCUUCUGGAAUAUUCAUAUCCUGGUUACUUAGCCUUAAAUGAUGACCACAUGAGCAUUAUUGCCAAUGCAAUUAAUGAAGGAACCUAUACCUGCAUUGUGAAGAAAAGGCAAAGAAUCCUGACUACCUAUUCCUGGAGGAUUAGGGUUAGGCACUAACAAGGGUCUUUUAAUGAAGACUUCAGUUACUGCUAGUUAAGUUUGACAAAAACCCAACCUCUUCAGCAUUUUAUGUUUAACCUCCAGCAGAGCAGCCACCAUAGAAAUCAGUUGCUACCAGUGGUUGGGCAAGAAACUUGGACACUGGGACCUGAUCAUUGGAAAAAUUCUCCUCCCAGAAUUUACUAUUAACAAAUUUAUCAAGCACAUGCUGCUGCAAGAGAGAAAAAUCUUGAAGCCAAGAUGACCCAGGUAAUUGUGGAUCAUUUAAAAACUAACCAAUCCUUCACUGGAUUAAUGAAACCUGGAUUUAGAUUUAAAAAAGGACUGGUUAAUGUUCCAGGGUUUGUCUUGCUGUCAAGCAUUUCAGGAAGUUAUUUAAAUACAAAUAUAUAGCAUUAGAGGGGCUUGAAACAAAAGACUGAUGCCUAGCUGUAUUCUCCAUGGAUGCUGUUAUUCAAGCACUGAAGGAGUAAAAGAGGGGGGAGGAAGAAGAGCCUAACUCUAGAAUGAGCUUUUUCUACAAACUCAUUUUUAUAGGGGAAAUUUCUGAUUCCAAAUGUUAUAUAACUAAAAUAGCCAGGGAAUGCAUCUUUUCCCCUAUACAUUUUUCUGUGGUUUGCAUUUAUCACAAUUUGUUGUUUACCUCUGUAGCCUCCAAGCCUUUAUCAGAUGUCAUUGUUAGUUACCAAUAAAUCACUAAAAUAAUUAUGGAAAUGCUUUUGUUUCUUGAAUUAAGUAAACAUCUGAUGAGUAAUGGGACAACCUGUCCCCCUGACAGCAACAGGGCUUUGCUGUUUCUAGACAAAAAUGAUUUAAUGCUUACAUCAUUGCAAAGUAAACAGUAGUUGAGCUGAAUUUAAUUACAUAUUGAACACCUAUAUUUAUUUACAGAAAUAGGUUAACUAGAAGACAGAGCCUUAGCUCCACUGCAAAUAGAGCUAUGUCAAAUUUAAACUGGCUAAGUUGCUUUACCCCAGUCAAGGCUGUGGGCCCUGUUCAUCUUUGUACCACAUUCCUUCCCCCACCGCACUUCCAUUGUACAGCUGGCUUAGAAUGCAAACUACCUUCUUUCAGAAGGCUUUUCCCUCUCCCCAGUCUAUUAGCUCAGGGAGUCAGCUGCCAAAUGACUGGUGGGUCCCUGCUAUCAUCCUGGGCAGUUUCCCAUUGGCCAUACAUUUCCAAGACUCAUUCUCUGCCCUCAUUAUUUUCCCUGCCCUUAUUAUUUGGCAACUGCAAACAUCAUUCACAUUUAACUGAGCAGGAGUUGCACCCCUUUCCUGUAGGUAACAAAGAUUGUAAAUAAACCCACACCUCACUCUAAUCCCUGGCUCUGAUGCAUUUUUCUUGCCAUAAACUCUAAAGAACAAGGGGAGAGCUGAA
Molecule: messenger RNA, 5047 nt
Organism: Gopherus evgoodei (Goodes thornscrub tortoise)
Lineage: Eukaryota; Metazoa; Chordata; Testudines; Testudinidae
Gene: MMP23B
Product: matrix metallopeptidase 23B
Exons: 11
Coding region: 2468-3664 (398 amino acids)
Biological process (GO): extracellular matrix organization; collagen catabolic process; proteolysis
Cellular component (GO): extracellular matrix
Molecular function (GO): zinc ion binding; metalloendopeptidase activity
Source: RefSeq, a predicted model, not a curated record